AUGCUGGGUUAUUCAGCAUAUGAGGUUCAGUUCCGGGGAUCACAUUCGGACUACAACUGGGAUCAGGCUCAGGAGUUACCUUCAUUUCACUCCAGCACUUGCAAACAAAUUGUUUUACCCCAGUCUUUUGAUUAUGCACAGUUUACCUUCUUUGAAGCGAUAAACUUCCAUUCGAUAAUAAUAUUACUAUUUAGGAUUCAUCACUAUAAAUAUUCUCCCUGUCCUUGGCAGCAUCUUCUGGUAGUUGUUCCUGUUGUUGGCAUACUGUCAGACAUACAAGCGCUUAAACCUGUUCUCAAUGUUGCUGAGGUGGACAAAAUUUUUGAUUUACCCCUGGAGAUGUUCCUCAAGGAUGAGAACAGGACAUCCGAGAAGCGAGAAAGGAUGUGGCAGACAUUCACAGUUCAUUACUUCACUUAUGAGAAGGGGAACCGGAAGAACAUAAUCUGGGGUCUGACCGCCCGCAUCCUGAUCCAUGCUGCUUCAGUUGUAUACGAGCGACCACCGGACUUUCCUGAGCGAAGAGUACAGUUCAACUUGCCAAAGUACCAAAAGGAGUAUUCUUCAAUGCCGUUGGGAUCAGUACCUGCCAGACACUAGUGUCUACGAUGCUCUCCUUUAUAUAACAGGAGAUUACACCACAAGAAAUUGUUAUAGAAUCCAAGGGGAGUUAAAAUCAUAUGUUGUCAUACUAAUUUAUAUUCUUUGCACACUAUUUUACUUACUACAGUGACAACAUAAACAAUUAGAACAAUGUUAACUAUAUCUGUGUACACUGCCAAUUGUCUUUAUUGAUGCUGUUGAUGAGAUCAUCAAGCAUUUGCUCUAAUGCAAUGGGAUUGUAUGUAUAAAUGAGAUUGUUUUGCUGAAUUCAUUGUUCUAUAAUAAGGAUUAGAAGUUUGUGAACA
Messenger RNA from Phragmites australis (common reed), 908 nucleotides. Its product is annotated as nudix hydrolase 15, mitochondrial-like. Gene Ontology annotation, molecular function: coenzyme A diphosphatase activity; acetyl-CoA hydrolase activity. Gene Ontology annotation, biological process: coenzyme A catabolic process. The record is from RefSeq and is a predicted model, not a curated record. NCBI's taxonomy places the organism in Eukaryota, Viridiplantae, Streptophyta, Magnoliopsida, Poales, Poaceae. The transcript is spliced from 3 exons. The coding region runs from base 1 to 600 and encodes 199 amino acids.